GAUAUUGUUGCUCUGGACUGCGAACCGGAAUCGUUGACUACUGCUGAACUGGAACAGUCAGUUCGACUAUCGGAAUUUCGGCUACAAACCAACUUGGCCGCACUGGUAAAAAUUCAGAACAAGGAAGACCAUGUAAAAGAAUGGCUUAAGUCGACCAAUGAGGCUGUAUCCCGCGGGGAGUACACACCAUCCGAGGGUCCUUUGUCACCUCAGGUUGACACAGUAUGUUCGUUUACCGAAUCCUCAGGACCAUGUUCACCGACCCUGAACUCCAUCAUGGAGCAGAAAAUGGAAACUAACGCCACAGUGACGAAUUCAACUGGUGCGUAA
Molecule: messenger RNA, 330 nt
Organism: Echinostoma caproni
Lineage: Eukaryota; Metazoa; Platyhelminthes; Trematoda; Plagiorchiida; Echinostomatidae
Source: the annotation of a GenBank genome assembly